GUCGUUUUUACGAUCGUCGUCUUCUAACAAGUCUUGGCGGCAAUGCAAUAACUGAAAAAUCAGAAAGCGUCGUAGGCGUGAGCAGGAGGAUUCCAAAAUGGGAGUGCACGGUCUGUGGGAGCUACUGGCUCCCGUCGGCCGCCGCGUGUCCGUCGAAACCCUGGCCGGAAAAAAGCUCGCCAUCGAUGCGAGCAUUUGGAUGGUGCAGUUCAUGAAGGCGAUGCGGGACGAGAAGGGCGAGAUGGUACGGAACGCGCACUUGCUCGGCUUCUUCCGCCGGAUCUGCAAGCUCUUGUUCCUCAGGACCAAGCCCGUCUUCGUCUUCGACGGCGCCACCCCCGCCCUUAAGCGCCGCACUGUCAUCGCCCGCCGCCGACAGCGCGACAACGCUCAGGCCAAGGUCCGCAAGACUGCCGAGAAGUUGCUUCUCAAUCAGCUUAAGGCAAUGAAGCUGAAAGAACUGGCAAAGGAUAUUGAGAAGCAGAAGCAAAAGAGUACUGAUGCCAAGAUUUUGUCAGAUCAAACCAACAUGGUGGGGAAUCGGUUAGAAGGGGAGGAUAUGAUUUUAAAGAGUUCCAAUCAGGAGAAACUAGAUGAAAUGUUGGCAGCAUCUAUUCAGGCAGAGGAAGAUGGGAGGUUCACUAACAAGGCAUCAACAUCUUCUGCUGUUGCUAUACCUUCUGAGGAGGAGGAUGACAACGAAGAGGAAGAGAUGAUACUGCCUGCAGAGCAUGGCGAAGUUGAUCCAGCUGUAUUAGCUGCUUUGCCUGAGUCGAUGCAGCGCAAUCUUCUUGCUCAGCUCAAGGGAAAGAAGUUGGCGGCGGAUGUUGAGAACCAGAGACAGUUGCAGGAUGAUGAUGCUAAGGGUAAAAAGAAUUUGUCAGAUGAAACUGACAUGUUUGGUUGUAGUUCAAAUGGUGAUGAUCUGGUAUCAAGGAGUGACAUUCAGGAAAAACUAGAUGAAAUGUUGGCAGCUUCUAUUUUGGCAGAGGAAAAUGGGAGGUUAGCUAACAGUGCAUCUAAAUCUGUUGCUCAUUUAUCUUCUGAGGAGGAGGUUGGCGAAGAAUAUGAAGAUGAAGAUGAAGAUGAAGAGAUGAUGCUGCCUGCAAUGAAUGGUGAAUUUGAUCCAAACGUAUUGGCUGCUUUGCCUCCAUCAAUGCAACUUGAUCUUCUUGUUCAUAUGAGAGAAAGAUUAAUUGCGGAAAACAGACAAAAGUAUCAGAAAGUCAAGAAGGAUCCUACAAAGUUCUCUGAGCUGCAAAUACAAGCUUAUCUUAAAACUGUUGCUUUCCGUCGAGAGAUAGAUGAAGUGCAGAAAUCUGCUUCAGGGAGGGGGGUAGGAGGUAUACAGACUUCUCGGAUUGCCUCCGAAGCGAACAGAGAAUUUAUUUUCUCAUCAUCAUUUACUGGUGAUAAGCAGGCACUUACAUCUACCAAAGCACAGAGAAAUGGAGAUAAGUCACAAGAGACACACAGAGAGAUGCCUUCUCAAGAAUCUAUCAAUGGUGUUGCAUCUACUAGUAAGUCCAAUACCAUGACUGGUUCGGACCUGGAUGAAUCUAGAACGGUUUUUGAUGACAAUAUCGAGACAUAUUUGGAUGAGAGGGGGCGUGUUCGAGUCAGUAGAGUGAGAGCAAUGGGGAUCCGUAUGACUCGUGAUAUACAAAGAAAUUUGGAUUUGAUGAAAGAGACUGAGCAGGAGAGCGCAAGUGCAAAAAACAUUGCAAAUACUCAAACCAUGCUCGACAGAAAUGAAAUUAGUGUCCCAAGAAGUUUUCCUAGUAAAAACCAGUCUGUACAAGCUUCACACGAUGAUAAUAGUGAAUCUGUUAACUUGAAUGAGAAAAAUGAGGAGUCCAUGUUAAAAAAUGACACUUCCAUGGAGAUAUCCUUUGAAGAUGAUGAGAAGAACAAGUGUUUUGAUGGUGAUGACGAUCUAUUUGCUCAUUUAGUUGCAGGGAAUCCAGUAAAAAUCUCUUCUACUGACAAUGCCUCAUCAAGGAAGCAACCUUCUGAUCUUCACUGUGACUGGGUGGAAGGAAUCAUCAAAGAGAAAGGUAAUAGUCUCUAUAGUGAUGUAGGAGCUGAAACUAAGCCCUCUCUUGAGGAAGGCAACGUGAGUGAUGAGAGUGAUGUGGAAUGGGAGGAAGAAGUUUGUGACUUCCAUAAAAGCACCUCCUUGUGCCAAGCAGAAUCAGGGAGAGCAGUUUCUAAAGGUCAUAUGGAAGAAGAGGCUGAUUUGGAGGAAGCAAUAAGGAGAAGCCUCGAGUAUGUAGGGGAUAAGGAAUCUAAUAUUGAAAUAGCUCAAGAUGAGAAGAAUUAUGGAGAAAAGGUUCAUAAAGAAAUUGGAAUCUUUGAUCAGAAAAAUAAUAUGGGUGGGGAACUUUUGCCAGGGCAGAAUGGUACUCAAGAAAAUGAGUCAUUUUGUGAAAUUGUGGAUGGAGUUGAAAAGCCAGAUAGUGUGGCUGGAGUAACUGUGUUACAAACUGUUGAUUCUUCUGGGCAGCAGUUGAUGUCAUCUGUGGCAUGUAAUUCUGAUAACACGCGGGUGCUGAUAAAUAAGCCACAUGAAAAAUACCCUUAUUCAUGUUCUGGGCAAUCAAUGCAAGAUGCAAGAGAAAGUGGGAGUUUGGACAGAGAAAUGCCAUGUGCUGAAUCUGUAAUUCCUUUGGAAAAGGAGGAGGUCCAUGUGAUUACAGAACAUCUAUUGGAUACCUUUAGAGUUGGUUCUGGCUUAUCUAACUCUCCUAACUAUGGUUCUGAGGGUAAUUCUCAUAUUUCUGAUACCAUAUCUGGUGUGAAUACCAAUGACUUUCAGAUUGGUGAUAAGAUCAAUGAUACUAAAGCUGCAUCUGUCCAUCGUUUUACUGACAUGAUUAACCCUAACUUUCCUCUAAGGAAGUUAUCCACAAAAGACUCAACAGAUGACCUUGAUUUUCAGCAGAAUUUGGCUGCUGAAAAAAAAAUUGACAAUAAUAUUGAGGAAAGGAAGCACAACAAGGACAAUUCUCCCUUUGAGGGAAAUGAAAAUCUGCAGGUCGAAGUCACAGAGGGUAAUUUGGAUGAGGAAAUGCUAAUUGGUAAUUUGAAUGAGGAAAUGCUAAUUCUCGAUCAAGAAUAUUUGAAUCUAGGAGAUGAACAGAGAAAGCUUGAGCGUAAUGCAGAAUCUGUCAGCAGUGAGAUGUUUUCAGAAUGCCAGGAAUUACUUCAAAUGUUUGGAUUGCCGUAUAUUAUUGCACCAAUGGAAGCAGAAGCUCAAUGCGCUUAUAUGGAACUUGCAAACCUUGUUGAUGGUGUUGUGACUGAUGACUCUGAUGUGUUUUUGUUUGGGGCCAGAAGUGUUUACAAGAAUAUAUUUGAUGACCGAAAAUAUGUUGAGACAUAUCUCAUGAAGGACAUUGAGAAGGAGCUUGGCCUGACAAGAGAAAAAUUAAUUCGGAUGGCAUUGCUUCUUGGAAGUGAUUAUACUGAAGGUGUCAGUGGGAUUGGCAUUGUCAAUGCUAUUGAGGUUGUAAAUGCAUUUCCCGAGGAAGACGGCCUCUGCAAAUUCCGAGAGUGGAUUGAGUCUCCAGAUCCCACCAUCCUUAAAAAGUUUGAUGCAGAAACAGGAUCGAGUGCCAAAAAAAGGGGACCAAAAGUUGGUGACAACGGUUUGAAUUGCUCAAAAAGUAGCACAGAAGAAGUCUCUGCAUCUGACCUAAACAUCUCCCAAGCUCAAGAACAGAAGCAGUCUGCAAUUUACAUGCACGACAUAAAGCAGAUUUUUAUGCAUAAGCAUAGAAAUGUGAGCAAGAACUGGCAUAUCCCUUCUUCUUUUCCAAGUGAAGUGGUUAUCUCUGCUUACUUUUCUCCACAAGUUGACAAGUCGACUGAGACAUUUACAUGGGGAAAGCCAGAUCAUUUUGUUCUUCGCAAAUUGUGUUGGGAAAAGUUUGGGUGGGCUACCCAGAAGGCGGAUGGGUUGCUAGUACCUGUUCUGAAGGAGUAUGACAAACACGAGACUCAAUUGCGGUUGGAAGCAUUUUACACUUUCAAUGAACGAUUUGCAAAAAUUCGUAGUAAGAGAAUUAAUAAAGCCGUUAAAGGAAUCGCUGGAAACCAAACCUCGGAUUUGAUGGAUGAUCCCUUGCAAGAGGUUUCCAAAAGUAGAAAGAAAAGAAGAGUAAGCCAGGUUGAUAACAAUUCAGAGAAACCUUCAAAGAAACUAGAUGAGAAUGAUGUUAGGAACCAAAGUAACUAUAUGGACAAAUCAACACCUAAGCAUUCAAGGAAAAGGAGGAAUGCUGGAGAGCCUGUUCCAUCUAUAGAGAAGAGUACAGAACCACCUAUGGAGGCACAAGGCAGGCGAAGUCACAACAGAGCAUCGCGUGGGACUGGAAGAAGCAGAGGAAGAGGGAGAGGCAGGGGAAUAGGAAGAGGAAGGGGAAAAAGUUCUGGUUUUGAACCAUGUGAAAGCACUAGUGGUGACAGUGAUGAUGAUGAGCAAGAAGUUCUUGCGAAGAAGUUAGAAGGGCCAGACGAAAUGCGAAGGUCAACGCGAGUUCGGAAGCCUGUAAAUUAUACUGUGAAUCACUUUGAAGUUGACGAUGUGGACAAAUCAUCAGACAAAAGCGAUAAAGAAUUCGCGGAUGAAGCGGCAGUAGAGCAAGAUAUAUCUUUGGCCCAGGUUGUAUGCGGAGAUGCAGCUGCUGUUCAUAAUGAAAAGAAACAGCAUAAUGCAGGACAUCCUGCUCUUGAGGAGUGCUUGCAUAGUGACUAUCUUGAAAUGGGAGGUGGCUUUUGCACUGACAAAUGUGAAAUUGGUCAACCAGAUGUGAGCCAGUGUGGCGAUCCUUCUUUUGGGACCGAGUUUUCUAAGGAUUACCUCAACAUGGGAGGUGGGUUUUGCUUGGAUGAAGGUGAGCCAGAGGAUGACCAAGAUGGAGCUUAUGGCCCAGCUUCAGCUACUGCCUCAGGAAAUGCUGACCUAUCCCAUCGCUCUGGUUUCUUGGAUGAAGCUGAUAUUGAUGAUGGUUCAGUUCAUUCUAACUUGGUCCCUAAAGGUGGCUUGAAUGGACUUCAAGAUAGAGGGAAGAUGGACGCUUAUGAUACCACGUUGAAUGUGGACCAUCUAAAUACUUCAAGUAAUGAUGGUAAUUCAAAGGGGUCUCUGCAGGAGAAUACUAAAGAUGAUACUGGAACGACCUCUGUAGGAGGUCUAAGUGCUAUGCCUUUUCUGAGAAGAAAGCGGAGGAAGAGCUGAAACCUGUAUAUUCUGGAUGCCAUAUCAUUAUUUUCUUUCUUUUUUGGUGUAUACAGGUUACCAUCUCCCUCUCUCUCUCUCUCUCUCUCUCUCUCUCUCUCUCCUUUUUGUCUUUUUAGUGUUUUAAUUUAAGAACUUAUCAGAAAUGCAGUUAUAGUGAGGGGCCUUCCUGUGGAUCUGGUUAUCAUUUGUGCAAUACAGUAAGUCGAGAAGGAGCAAAUGAUCAAAACAUUAAAACACACAUCUCUAUCCAUUUGAUUUGUAUAUCUGCAAUUCUCGCCAGCAAUCUUCAAUUUUUUUCAGAGUUUGUUAUCUCUCCAGGACUGAAA
This is a messenger RNA of Alnus glutinosa, 5571 nucleotides long. RefSeq names its product DNA repair protein UVH3. Gene Ontology annotation, cellular component: nucleus. Bases 98 to 5242 code for a protein of 1714 amino acids. Lineage: Eukaryota; Viridiplantae; Streptophyta; Magnoliopsida; Fagales; Betulaceae. The transcript has 18 exons. Gene Ontology annotation, molecular function: single-stranded DNA binding; DNA endonuclease activity. The record is from RefSeq and is a predicted model, not a curated record. Gene Ontology annotation, biological process: nucleotide-excision repair.